AUGUCUUUCCGUCUGAUUCUGGUUCUUGACUUGGAGAAAGCAUUUGAUCCAGCAACGAAGCCGGAAUUCUUAGCAGAGCUUCGCAAUUCACUCAUCAAUGUGGGGUUCUUGCUCCUAGUGAAUUAUGAGAAGUACGGGCCUUCAAGACAAGAUUUCGAAGAUAUCAAGAAUCAGCUGUUUCACUUUUUUGCUUUACCAGAUGAAGUCAAGCAGGAUUGCGAGAUGAUUCACUCUCCACACUUCUUGGGCUACACGAGAUUGGCAAAUGAGAUCACAGCUUCACAGACUGAUUGGCGUGAGCAAAUUGACUUGGCCACUGAGUUGCCUGCUCCAAAAGAGGGAGAUCCGAUCUACAAGAACAUUGAAGGGCCCAAUUUGUGGCCAGACGAGCACCACAUCCCAGGUUUCAGAAAGGUGAUCACAACCUACAUCGAGAAGAUGACUCAACUCAGCACUACAUUCAGAAAGCUUGCUUGUGAAGCAAUCGGACUUGCUCCCGAGGCGUUGGAUGGGUACUUCAAGGAGAAUCAGCAGUGCAAGAUGAAGCUCAUUGCGUACCCCGACUCCGACCAGCUCCAAGGAGUCAAGUCUCAAGCAUUGGAUGAUCUGCCCGAAAGUGGUCAAGGUGUGGGUCCACACCGUGACUCCGACUUGCUCACCUACAUUUACCAGGCCACUGAACACCAGAACUCUCUUCAAGUGCAAAACUUCCAGGGAAAGUGGAUAACAGUGGAUAAUAUUCCCCAUAGUCUCGUCGUUAACGCUGGGCAAACUCUCGAGGCCAUCACGAAUGGUGUGUGCAAGGCUACGAUUCAUCGUGUGCUCAACCCUGCGGCAGGUUCAGGAACUCGUAUCUCGAUUCCAUUUUUCCAGACCAUUGACCUCGACUCGAGGAAACUGGCUGUUGAGAACCUUCCAAACGAAGUGCUCAAACUUAGAGACGAGCGGGAUAAGGCUAUUGAAGACUGGGGUGUGGAUGUUGGAUUCCAGUUCACUCCUGACAUUUCCCAGCACGCCGUGGGACAUGCCGUUUUCCGUAACCGGAUCAAGUCGCAUCAAGACGUGGCUGAAAGGUGGUAUCCUACAAUUCUCGAGGAAGUACGUGCUCUCUACUCUCACUAG
Messenger RNA from Candidozyma duobushaemuli, 1122 nucleotides. RefSeq lists its product as uncharacterized. Lineage: Eukaryota; Fungi; Ascomycota; Pichiomycetes; Serinales; Metschnikowiaceae. The record is from RefSeq and is a predicted model, not a curated record. The transcript has a single exon. The coding region runs from base 1 to 1122 and encodes 373 amino acids.